UCGUUGGCGAGAGGGGGAGAGAGAGAGAGAGAUCUUGAAUUGGUAGGGCUGACGAAACGACACCGAAUGGGCAUCGUCUUCGACGCCCACCAUUGCUGUUUCAAAAAUUGGAAUUUGUUUUUGUGCGUCUCCGGUCUUCCUUUUUCACCUUCGUCAUCAAGUCUUCUUCCUUUCCCCUUUGCUUUCUCGGAUCGUAUUGUAUAAAUAAAUUCGUAGGGCUGCGGUCUCUAGACCCCCUCGCCUCCUCUCCCUUCCCUUCCACGCUCAUCUGAGGUAUUGGGAGUUAGGGUUACCGGGGAAGAGGCGGAGGAGGAGGAGGAGGAGUCAUGGAUCUGGAGAAGAAACCCGUCGUAUCUGAUUUCGGCGCCUGGGCGAUGAACGUAAUCAGCUCCGUCGGCAUCAUUAUGGCCAACAAGCAGCUCAUGUCGCCCAACGGCUACGCUUUCUGCUUCGCAACCACCCUGACGGGUUUUCAUUUUUGUGUCACUGCUCUUGUUGGUUGGAUCUCAAACGCUGCUGGUCUCUCCGUGUCCAAGUAUGUUCCGUUCUGGGAGCUCUUUUGGUUCUCCAUUGUUGCAAAUCUGUCAAUUACUGGAAUGAAUCUUAGUCUCAUGCUGAACUCGGUUGGAUUCUAUCAGAUUUCAAAACUGAGCAUAAUACCUGUGGUUUGCUUUAUGGAAUUUCUAUUGCACAAUAAACACUACUCAUCUCGGGUGAUACUAGCCGUAGCUGUUGUGGCUGUGGGAGUAGGUGUUUGCACAGUGACAGAUGUGGAUAUUAAUGCCAAGGGUCUGCUAAGUGCAUGCGUAGCUGUUUUGUGUACGUCACUGCAGCAGAUUACAAUUGGAUCUUUCCAAAAAAAAUACAAUAUUGGUUCCUUCGAGCUUCUAAGCAAGACAGCACCAGUUCAGGCAAUCUCUCUUGUAGUGGUCGGUCCAUUUGCAGACUACUACCUCAAUCACCGCUCACUUAGGGAAUACCAUUAUUCUCCAGGAGCAAUUUUUUUCAUUCUUCUCUCUUGUUCCCUGGCCGUCUUCUGCAACAUGAGUCAAUAUCUUUGCAUUGGCAGAUUCUCUGCAACAUCCUUCCAAGUUUUGGGGCAUAUGAAAACUGUCUGCGUGCUAAUACUGGGAUGGAUACUUUUUGAUUCUGCCCUCACUUUAAAGAACAUACUAGGAAUGCUACUCGCUGUGCUUGGCAUGGUGGUCUACAGCUGGGCCGUUGAGUCUGAAAAACAGGCUAAGUUACCAACAUAUAAAAACGCUGAUAGCAAAUCAGAAGGGGAAGAUGUGAUGCUCCUGAAGGAGAAAGUAAAUGGACUCCCCGAAUCUAACAUUGAAUUUGGGCAGACAAAGAGCUGAUUAGUUUUCUCUGCCAUUCUCAUUUCUAGUUUUUUUUUUUUGGUUAUUGAAUAUCUACUAUCUUGUUCGUUCCUCUACGCUGAUAGCUUUGUACUCAAAUGAAUUAAAAAAAAACACAAACAGUUUUUACACUUUUUCGUGGAUGUUAUAUCGAUUAAAAAUGGUGCCAAAGGUAAUGAAUAACUCAUUUUUCAUCGUUAA
Messenger RNA from Zingiber officinale, 1562 nucleotides. Its product is annotated as UDP-rhamnose/UDP-galactose transporter 1-like. Gene Ontology annotation, cellular component: Golgi apparatus. Bases 327 to 1361 code for a protein of 344 amino acids. NCBI's taxonomy places the organism in Eukaryota, Viridiplantae, Streptophyta, Magnoliopsida, Zingiberales, Zingiberaceae. The transcript is spliced from 5 exons. The record is from RefSeq and is a predicted model, not a curated record. Gene Ontology annotation, molecular function: UDP-galactose transmembrane transporter activity; antiporter activity.